AUGGCUACUAUGCCCUCUAAACCGAUUGAGGGAAGUCACAUCCGUCCCAUCGCAAGCAUUCACAAUGGGUUAAGGUCAACUUUUGCCUAUAAGAACCAUCCAAUUCCAAGACUUGUGUUUGCAGAAACUGCAAAGAAAACCCAUUCUCUGUCUCUCUCUGUCUCUUGCUCGUCUUGGCCCGAAAAUUCUCUUGAUCCUCACAUAAUUUCCAGUCGGAUGUCCAGCUUCAACUUGGCAGAGAAGUUCUUGCCUGCUAAGAAGGCGUGGAAGAGCUUCACCAACACCCUCCAAUCCAAACUCCACAAGCUCAACAUCUCCAAAACCAUAAAAAAAACCACACACCAAUUAGUUUCUCUGCGCCCCAUUCGCCUCCGCCGCCUUCUUCCCCGAAAACUACGUGCCCUCGCGCAACGUUCUUCCACUUAUCGCCACCAUAUCCACCGCUACCACGACAGCCACCAACUCCGAAACAGCUUUGCCGCCAUACAUGUGGACGAGCUCUUUCCAGAGCCCCCCGAAACGCAUUCCAAAGAAAUGGCUGCAUCAAGCAACAGUGACACUAAGGCCAAAGAUAUGGUCAAGGUGUUUGAUAAAAAGCCCCAACCAAGAACGAGAAAAGUUGGUGAGACCAGUACAAAUGCUGUUGCUGAUCAUGAUGCAUGGAAGAUGUCAUUUUUGCGACAGUUUCGAGGGGUUGAUGAGAGGGCCGAGGAAUUCAUUGCCAAAUUCCGGGAGGAGAUGACACUUCAGAGGGAGCAAUCUAUUCUUGAUUUUCAGGACAUGUUGGCUCGUAGUGCUUAGCAAGUGAUAUGCGUUUAGCAGAAAUUUUCAAGCUAACCAUCCUCAGAGUCCGUAAUAGUGAGAGUCUCAUGUGUUGGUUAUGCCCUUUAAGAAGGAAUUUGAAGACUGGGUAUUUAUAUUGAGUGGUGUUUCUUCUUCCAAUUUUUUCCAAAGGAUAGUAGAAAACACAAUGAUUUUUUUACGUGGGUGUGAUGAUGUAUAGGAAUUGUAAGUUGUGUGGAUUGUUUGUGCAUUUUUAAUGGGUGUGGUUAUCUAUUGGCAUCAUUUGCUGAGUGUUUAUAUAUACAUGGAUUGUCAAGGUUGAUCAGAUGGAUUUUUCAUG
This is a messenger RNA of Ilex paraguariensis (yerba mate), 1123 nucleotides long. NCBI's taxonomy places the organism in Eukaryota, Viridiplantae, Streptophyta, Magnoliopsida, Aquifoliales, Aquifoliaceae. The record is from the annotation of a GenBank genome assembly.